UACACAAACCAUCCUCAGUCACUCCCCAUAUCACCCGACUCACAUCCUCAACCUUCUAUCAUCAACAUGUGCUACCCAUCUUCCAUCGCGGCCGCCCUCGGCAAGGAGAUCAAGUUCUGUGCCCUCACCGGCGGACUUGAUGUCUACCUCUUCAUACUGGCAUCGCUCUCCGGCGUGGUUUUCCUGGCGGGGCUACUCUUCACCGUCACUCGGCUCGUCACCGCGAAGGUCGCCUUGGUCUCACUCGGAGUCUUCGUACAGGUCUUGGCCCUCUGGUCUUCCUCCUCUCCCUGGGUUUCUGGCAAAGUCCAACUCCUCGCGGGGCUCUGCAUCUUGUGCUCUGCCUGGUUCUUUGCCCAAUCAGCACCUCUGGAACGCUCGACGGCUUUCCUUCAGGCCCAAGUAGUCAGCCUCCACGACACCCUCCGCUACUCUAACGAGCGUACCGCUGCCCUGCGCGCCGAGCUUCGGGAAGUCCAGGCCGCCAUCUCUGUCAAGGACAACACCAUCCGCGAUCUCCAGGCCGGCGUCGAUCUCGAAGACGACACCGUCUACGACUCCGAUGCUACCGUGGUCGGCGGAGACAGCGACACCGAGGACAUAGUCACCGCGCUCAACGCUCUCCGCGCCGAGUGUGCCCAGAACGCGAUCCUGCUCAGCAACGCUAGGAACGCCCACAACGCUACUAUGGAGGCCAAGAACGCGAAGGUUGCUCAGCUGAAGGCCGAACUCGAGGAAGCGAAGAAAGUGGUGAUGGCACAGAGGAAGGAGCUGGCGGAUACCGUGAGGGAGAUCGCCGAAAUGAGGGUAAUAAACACGCGCUGCGAGGCCGAAAUCAUAUUUCGUGAUCAGGAGAUCGCACGGAAGGACCGCACGAUCGCUGCGUGCGAGAACGAGCUUGCGAGCCUACAGAACGAGCUUGCAAAUACGCGAGGCGAGCUUGUAAACACACACCGCGAGCUUGCGAACACCCAGAGCGUACUUGCGAGCACACAGGACCAGCUUACAGAUACACAGAGCGUACUCAAGGACGCCCAAGAUGUCAUUGGCCCCAUCAGCGCACAAUUUGAGGAAUACGAAGCCGACAACAUGCGCAUCCGGGACAAGCUCGAGGCCAAGCUCAUGCUGCGAGACUUAGAGAUCGAGAGCCUGAAGAUGAAACUAGCGUCUGCUCUCAACCAAACCGGAGCACAACCCAUGGACACCAGCGACUCAUCGGAGUCCACGCUAUGCUCCCCUCGUCCUGAUCCGUCGUCGUCUGCAUUUGAUCGGCAUUGCAAGUUGACUUCCCUAACCCCCACACCUUCGCCAUCUUCUCCUGCCCGGCUCUCUUCCUCGUCCGCCCAUUGCCCGGCCUCCCCAGUCCAGUCAUGCCCGCUUGCCGAGGAGCCCUCAUUCACCAUCGAGGACAAGCUAGCGGAAAUGGACGUCUCCUGCGAUCUGCUUCGUGACGAGUACUCUUUCUUUGCCAAGGGCCAGGACUCGUGCUGGAUUCAGGAGAGCCCGGUGCAGGGGAAGUGUGCUCUCAAGCCUAAGGAGGUGGACGCGAGCGGACGCCGGUCGUCCUGCUCAGAAACGUCGUCCUUCCAAAUACCCGCGAUACUAGGCGUCUCCCGCGAUCUCCUGCACGACAAAUACUCCUUCCUCGCGCAGGACAAGGACUCUCACUGGCUCACGGACACCCCAGAGAAGCCGAAGGUCGUCGUCAGAUUGCAGGACGUUCCCGCUGGGGUCGAAAGCUCAGGCUAUCUCUGUGCGGAUGGCAAGAAGUCUUCCUUCGUUAUGCGACUCGACAACGUCUCCUGCGACCUCCUCAACGACAAGAUGUCCAUUCCCAGCCUCAAGGACGAGGACUCGGGUUGGAGCCAGGAGAGUCUGCUGAAACAUCUACCCCCUAUAGAGCGCAAGAAGGGAAAGAUUCCUACGUCCUCAGCACCUAAAGGCAGCUGGGGCGAGCCCCGCGCUGCCGGGGACAAGUCGUCUUUCGUUAUGCGCGUCGAUGACAUGUCCUGCGACCUCCUCCGCGACAAUGCCUCCUUCCUCCCCAAGGACCAGGGAUCCUCAUGGCUCGGCGACAGCAAGUCCUCGAAGAUGGCUGUCCCGUCUGUCUUCCCACGUAACUCUAGGGGCAAGGAGAAGAUAUCGUCUCGUACGACGCACCCACUCGAAGGCUCGUUCUCCAACAACCUGUCGAACGAGUUCGCACAGCUCGUCGAGAACGCUUCGACGCCCGCCAAACGAUCCGGCCACCACACCGAAGGUACCUCGCCCCAACCUCCCAGUCUGUCCUUCAUGACUAUCUCUUCCUCCAUGGACGCGCACGCCUUCGCUUCGCUCAGACCCCACCGGAGAGACACAUGUUUCCUGACCCCAGCGUUCACCCAACAUGAGCCGGCCAAGGCGGCGACUCCCUCCCCUCCACAGGGUUCUUCCAAGCACGUCCGGAGAAAGAACUUGCUGAAGACGAGCGGGACUUUUCAGCCCCUCACGAUCAACGCUCCCCGAUACUAG
This is a messenger RNA of Trametes versicolor FP-101664 SS1, 2511 nucleotides long. RefSeq lists its product as uncharacterized. The transcript has 3 exons. NCBI's taxonomy places the organism in Eukaryota, Fungi, Basidiomycota, Agaricomycetes, Polyporales, Polyporaceae. The record is from RefSeq and is a predicted model, not a curated record. Bases 67 to 2511 code for a protein of 814 amino acids.